AAAUUCUUAUUAUAUUGAGCUCUAGGAUAAUACAAUAUUUAUUCGUCUGCGGGAAGCAAGGAAUCAGCCAAAUUAAAGUUUAGUUUUUCUAUAUCCUAUUCUAUUGUAUAACUUUGCAAUUAAAAAAAAAUCUAGCAAUCAUCUGAAUAUUCGGUAUUUUUUCUAUGAUCCAAUUUUUAAAUAACUAAUUAUCACGUUUUUAUUGAAUAACACUCCAAAUGGAACGAGUAUAACUAUCGCAACGUUGCCUGUUCAUAUAGCCUUAUUUAAAUAAUUUAUUUAAAUCAACUAAAAUAUUUUUUUAAUUUAAAACUGUUUUAAUCUCUAAUGGUUUCUGUUGAUUCUUUAAUUCCCGUACGAUUAAAUCGACUUUUUAACAAACUUUUCGAUUAUUUACCGAUAGCACAUUAUUGUACAGGUUAGGUCAACUUUUACAGAACUUGAAUUUUUUUUUUUUAUCCAAAAAAUGACUAAAAAGGGAGACGGACCCGCUAUUGUUCGAAGACGAAACUGCGACGACGAAGAACUCAUGCACAUACUGGCAUCCUUGCAGAUCAUAGAACCAGAGAACAUCGUAAGGUUGGCGAACAAACGAAACCUUACUAAAUUUUGCAAGGACGUGGGCCGAAGGCUCAAGGCAGCCUACGGACACAUGAAAGAUUGCUCUCUGUCAUCUUCGCAGAAGAUGUACGCCAACCUGAUCGACGGCGUGGAAUCCCUCUAUGAAACUAUAUGCUUGAAUGAACCUUACAAACGCAAGUUUGAGGCUCACUCGAGUUGUUUUAAAAAGCUUUACAAUGAACUGGACAACUGUGAUGGGCCAAAGGAUUGGGUGGAAGACUCCAAUAAAACUAGAUUAUGUAAGGCUUACGAAAAUAUUGUUGACUGCUAUAUGAUAAAGACAGCCAUGAUUUGCGGUCCAGAAGCGGCUGACAUUUUUAAGAAACUCCUCAUCAACGUCCUCAGAGCAACUGUAGUUACGGACUGUGGACUCCGAACUCGAGCAACAGGAGGAAACAUACAGACGAAACCGAUAAUGUCAGAAAGGACUUAUGAAAUGAUAUACCUAAUAAUUAUUGUAAUUUUGAUAGUAGUUUUGAUCAAUGUGAGUGGCAGAAGUAAAAAAAAAUAAAGACCUAUUAAGAUUGUCGUGUAACUUA
This is a messenger RNA of Nezara viridula (southern green stink bug), 1160 nucleotides long. NCBI's taxonomy places the organism in Eukaryota, Metazoa, Arthropoda, Insecta, Hemiptera, Pentatomidae. The record is from the annotation of a GenBank genome assembly.